This is a messenger RNA of Salvia miltiorrhiza (redroot sage), 1246 nucleotides long. Its product is annotated as 2-oxoglutarate-dependent dioxygenase 21, chloroplastic-like. The transcript has 4 exons. Lineage: Eukaryota; Viridiplantae; Streptophyta; Magnoliopsida; Lamiales; Lamiaceae. The coding region runs from base 245 to 1174 and encodes 309 amino acids. The record is from RefSeq and is a predicted model, not a curated record.
GGAAAGAGAUUUCUAUUUUGGGAAAACCAUUAUCCUUUCCACUCCACCGAUGACCGAUCUAUUUUACGGUUUUCACUAAAGUCCUAAUUUUGCCCCCAAAUUUGCCUUCAAUCGGCAGCUCCUACUCAUCCUCCCCUUUCAGUUGCUCCGUCGUGUCGCGUUGCGUCGCUGCCGUUGAUUGUAAAGAUUCCUUGUGUGCGAGAAGAAAGGCGAGCUUCUCCGAGCACACUGCGAAUCCAAGCAUAUGGAUGAGCAUUUGGAAACCUUGACGGAUGUGCCGACAAUCAAUCUUUCUCUACUACAUCAAGAUCCUCAGAGCAGAUUUGUGGUUAUCAAGAAAAUUCGUGAAGCUUGCCACACAUAUGGACUUUUCAAUGUUAUUAAUCACGGGAUACAUGAUUCAGUGAUAGAAGAUGCUUUAAAUGUGAAUGCCAGAUUCUUUGAGAUGCCAUUAGCAGAAAAAGAGGAGCUCUUUUCAGAUGAUGUGCGGAAACCAGUGAGAUUUCAGCAUGUAAAUCGUGGAGAUUAUUCAAAGGAUUUCCUCAAGCUCUAUGCCCAUCCACUUGAACACUUCAUCUCAUAUUGGCCAAGUUUUCCUCCUGACUAUAGGGAAAAAAUGGGAAUUUAUUCUACAGAGGUGAGGAAACUAUGCAUUGAACUAUUUGGAGCCAUAAUGGAGAGCCUAAGCUUGGAUCAAACACAUCUCAAGCAAGAAUUCAAACAAGGCUUUCAAAUUCUCGGCGUAAAUUGCUAUAACCGAUGCACGGAAUCCAGCACGAAGAACGGCACACCUCCACAUACAGAUCACAGCGUCAUCACUCUCCUCCUGCAGAGUGCCCCGGGGCUCGACUUCAUGGAUCCCGAGGGGUCGUGGAAGAGUAUUCCCAAGCUCAAAGGGUCAUUGCAGGUAUUUGUUGGAGAUCAUUUGGAGGUAAUAAGCAAUGGCUUCUACAAGAGUGUGUUGCAUAGAGCAAUCAAUAGUAGUAAUGGUGCUGCUAGGGUUUCGAUAGCAAGUUUACAUAGCCUGGGAAUGGAUGAGAUAGUUGAGCCUGCUGCAGAGUUAGAGAGAGAUGAAAAUACAAGAAGGUAUAGAGGGAGCAGUCUAAGGGAUUAUCUCGAGCAUCUUGCCUCUGCAGAUGCAGGGCCUUUCAUUGAGAGACUGAAAAUAGAAUAGAUGAUGUAGAUUCAUGGUUGAGUUUGUACCCUAUUCACAGUUGUUAUUAAUAAAAGUGACAAUUAUUCUGCA